Drosophila serrata is the source of this 1137-nucleotide messenger RNA. Its product is annotated as trypsin beta-like. NCBI's taxonomy places the organism in Eukaryota, Metazoa, Arthropoda, Insecta, Diptera, Drosophilidae. The record is from RefSeq and is a predicted model, not a curated record.
AUGUCACAAUUCUCCCAAAUGAUGGGCGGACCACGGGAGGAGCUGGGUGCGCCUGUCUGCCCGGAUUGGAGUGUACACCGUUUGGAGUACUCCAAUCCUCCAAUCCUCCAUUGCUAUCGCUAUCGGGAGCUGAUGGCUACGGCGAUAAUUGCCGAUAUCUGGCGACUGCCCGGAACGGUUCUCACCAUGAACUUUGGAUUAAUAGGACUCGUUAUUUCUACUGGGCUGCUGAUCCUGGUGGCUAAUAUCAAAGGACAACAGCAAAGUCUUUCGUGGGGAGGAUAUUACCUGGACAAUGGUACCCACUAUCUGCUGUACGAGGGUCCCCAGGCGAAGCCUAGACCCAGACCGAAACCCGUGUCGCAGCACAACCAACUUCAUCCCAAUUUCGGAAAUAUAUCCAGUAAUCCCUUCAUCAAUUCCCUGAGCAUGCCCAAUGAGUUCCCCAACAGGAUUGUCAAUGGUCACAGAGUGAAUGUGUGCACCGAUUGUCCUUGGCUGUGCUCUGUCCACUACGAGGAUUACUUUAUAUGCGGAUGUGUACUCGUGACCAAAGAAUGGUGCCUCACUGCCCACCAUUGCAUCGUUGGACCAGCCGGGAAAUACGAGGUGCGUUGCGGAUCGACUCAACAGAGGCGUUACGGGCAGCUCCGGACGGUACAGCUGAUCGUGGCCAAUAAGGGAUAUAAUCCAAAUACUAUGACCCAUGAUCUGGCCAUGAUGAAGUUUAGGAAACCCAUGAAGUUGUCAAAGUGUGUGCAAAAGGUGAAAUUGCCCGCACCCUCGACCAAUCCGUUACCCAGAGUCCUUGAUAUCUGGGGCUGGGGUCUAACCUCGGCGAAUGCCGUAAAUGUCCAGCGUUAUGCCCUUGGAGCAACAGUUUACCGCGUGGGUCGCAAACAGUGUAAUAGAGAUUAUGCAGGAACAGGUGUGAAAAUAUUACCUGACAUGGUAUGUGCCAAGGCCAAGGGCACGGAUUCCUGUUCCGGUGACUCCGGAGGUCCAAUGACACACAAGGGUGUGCUAGUCGGACUCGUAUCCUUUGGCAUCGGUUGUGCCAAUAGAAACUAUCCGGGUGUUUAUUGCAAAGUUCGAUACUUUAUCAAAUGGAUCCUUUCAGUAAUACGAAAUUUUUAG